This is a messenger RNA of Durusdinium trenchii, 1442 nucleotides long. The record is from the annotation of a GenBank genome assembly. Lineage: Eukaryota; Dinophyceae; Suessiales; Symbiodiniaceae.
UCCCCCAUUGACUUCCCACACGGAAACAUCGCCCGUUUUGGGGCCUUGGCCGCCCUCGUGCCGCCAUGCCGAAACUCGCAGUGCUCAAUGAAGCGGAGGAGGAAAUCCCAGAGGGCGCCAACUCGGCGGAAGUGGUGGUGGGCAUCGCAGACAUGAUUGGCAUCGACAUCGUGAACGAACCUCAGUUUCUGUGGAUCGCGGAGGAGGCGUCGCGGGCUCAUCUUCCACCGGACUGGAAGGAGCUCACCAAUGAGGAUGGAGAGAUCUUGUACUACCACACGCAAGAGCGGAAACUCCAGAAGGUUCAUCCGUUGAUCUUGCGAUAUCAAGAGGUCUACUUCAAGGCCAGGAGUUAUACCAAGCAGCUGGAGAGUGGUCAGAUUGGCCACCUGUUGGAGCAGACCGAUGCCAAGAUGGCCGCCAUCACUGCCUCGGUCAUGGGACGAGCCUCCAAGGGCUUGCCUCCAGCGACUCCAGAAGUGGUGGAAAGCCUGGCGCGAGUUCUUAGCGUGGACAGCAAGAAGGAGUUCUUCCUCUUCCGUGUGGUGAAGCAAACGAUCGAGGCCUACGUGGAGAAGAAGUUGGAUCUCAGUAGCAUCGUGCAAGACCUGAAGGAUCCCAUCGAAUUCCUUCGGCAGAUCCGAAAGAAGCAGAAUCAGGUGGAUGUGAUUCGGAAGCCCAGCACGGUGGUCAUGUGCCAGGAGUGCGAAAACCGUGCGGCCGUGCUGAAGUGCGAGCAGUGCAAGGACUAUUUUUGUCAAGACUGCUUCAACAGUACUCAUGCCACAGGCAAACGACGUGCUCACAUCACCUCAGAUGUGGAGCAGCUCGUCUGUGCCGCCUUUGAGGAUCGUGUUGCAACCUGUCAAUGUGUGCAGUGCGGACUUUUCUACUCCGAUGAAGGCUUCAUGCAUGUUCAUGCCUGGGAUGCUGCGCGGCCAGACUUGCGAAAUCACCUGAAGCGUGUCAUCAAUGGCCUCGUGUGCUUGGAGUGUGAGCACUACAAUGCUUCCGUGCUUUGCGAGGAUUGUGUGGAUUUGUUCUGCACCGAGUGCUUCAUCCGCUUGCACCGCAAGGGGAAGCGCCGUCAGCAUGUGCAUCUCACCAUCGACAACACGGGUCAGAUCUUCCGGGGUGGCUUCUUGGUGCCUCCUGAGGAGGCACAGGUGCUGACGGAUCGACCCAGAUCCACCGUGGAGACGGGGCCAUGGGUGCCCUUCCGUGAUGACGAUUUGAAUGUCUAUUGGUACCACUUAUGUGAAAAGAGAUCUGUCUCCCAGAGCCCAGUUGAUCCAGUCACUGGGGUGGACGCUGCAGUUGGCGUUGACCCCCUGCCGGACGAAGAAGAAGAAGCUGAGUGAGAGAGUGCUUCACGUUUCACACGCACAACUUGCGUUUCACAGGUGAAUUCGUGACUGGAAGCUAACAAGAAGACAAGACAA